UCGGGUCAGCAACUUAUAACAGAAGAACAACCUGCACGGCAGCAGAACAAGUGGCAGCCUCUGGGGGCUACAGAUCGUUCUAUUAUCCAUGUCGCUUCCAAACAUGCAGCACAGGAGCCGCCAAUCUCUGGAAAUGCUGGAAGGUCAGAGCUGUGCUGUUGGCAAGGUGACAUUGGCAGAGACCUUGCCCUUUCCAAUACGUAGAAUUGAAAAGAAAAUGGGAUCUAUAACAGCCUGCAGUUCUCUGAUUGUCGUUAUGCUCUUUAUUGCACUGACUGGACUUACUUUUACCAUAUACAGCUUAUAUCACCUCCAACAUCAAGUUACCCAAAUGAACCAGAUCAACGACAAUCCACAGAGCACACCACAGAAGCUUAUUGGAACUGCAGACAAGAGAGAGACAAAGAAUGACAUUAAAAUGGCUGCUCAUCUUACAGGGAAGGAAACCGCUGAUGGUUCUGAUAGAUUGAUGUGGGAGUCUCUGUUGGGCAACGCCUUUGUAGAAGGGGUUACAUACAAGGAUGGAGCAUUGGUCAUCAAUAAAACUGGACAAUACUUCAUUUACUCAAAAAUCCAUUUCCGUGGAAGGGAAUGUCAGACGGUGCCGUUGCACCAAACCAUUCUUAAACGUGACAACACUUACCUGAUGGACAUGAGUCUGAUGAGAGUUCGGGAGGUAAACUACUGCAGUGGCACUGGAGCCUGGAUGAAGAGCACUUUUCAGGCUGGAAUAUUUCACCUGAAUGAAGGAGUGGAGUUGUUUGUCAGUGUCUCGAAUCCAACAAUGGUCAGUCCUGAUGAGCUUAUGACUUUCUUUGGACUCUACAAGGUUUAGAUCAUGCUUUCAAGGUGGAUAUGACUUGAUACAUAGUGGAGGCCUAGCAGUCAUUGUGCUUUGACUGCAUGCUAAUUCUUUCCUUUGCAAGCUACUUAAAUUGUUGUAAACUAUCUAUUAUUUAGGAAGUAAGGGAAAAGCUUUUGUAAUCCAUUCAUUGAAAUAUAAAGCUUGGAACAUCGCUUAUUUCCAAUUUUGACUUCUUGCUUUAAGUUGAGGUAAAAUUUGAACACGUGUACCAUUCAAGCACCUCGUGGAAGUGAUCAUACUUCAUGUCUGUACCUAGACAGUGUGUUAUCAAGCUGUUUCUCUUUUUAUCAGCAGUGGGCUGGAGGGGAGGUCAUCAAAUUUGAAUCUAGUAUCACUAGUGUUUAUAUCUAUUGGUACACAAAUCUAAUAAGUUUCCAUAAAUUUCAGUGUUUUGAAAUGCUAAUCCCCAACAGCUUUUAGGGAGAACAAAUCCCAUAAUUUCACCAUUCUUUGUCUGAGGAACCCCAAAUAUUCCUAGCUUUUAUAUUUGGUCUGUCCUUUUCUUUUAGGGUCUCCCACAAGAAGAAUUAUUCUCUCCACCACAUCCAGUAUAUAACACAGCAACUGGAUCACUCCUCAAUCUUCUGUAUUUGAGGGAAUACACAUCUAGUCUGUCCUCAGUAAUUUAACUAUUUAAACUCUGGUUUCAUUCCACUCAAUCCAUGUUGUACGCACUUCAAGUCCAAUUUGGCCCUUCAUUAGAUACAGAAAAUGAACACAAUACUGGAGAUGGAAUCUAACCAGAGCUCUAUAAAACUGAAGCAUAAAUUUCACCCCUUUAUAUUCCAACUCACUUGAGGUGAAGUCUGAGGUUCUACUUGGUGGUGUAACUCUCUACUAGCUCAUGAUGAUUUCUGUGCAUGAAGCUUUAUGCCUCUGCUCCUUCCCAGUCCCCAAGUUCUUUCCAUUUCUGCAAGAAAGUCAUAGGGUCAUAGAAUCUCAGAAACAGGCCCUUCGAUACACCAUGUUUGUGCCUAAGUAUCAAGUACCUAAUUGUGUUAAUCUCAUUUCUUUGUACUCGGUAUUUUACUAAAGAGUGACUAAAUUGAUAGACACAAAUUGUGCCACAGUAUAGGUGGUGAGAACUGACUCCAAUGUAAUUCAGUGUUUGAGGUAUAAUCUGACUGCCCCUGAGUAAUGGUCGAUCCAUGGUGCUAAUUUGGAGUAGGUGACUGAAGGGGAGGCUGACAUUAAAUGGUUCCUCACUUCCUCACUGGCUGGUGACGGAGUAAAUCUAGCUCUCCUAGCAAGUCAUAAGAGAAAGGUCUCAAGUUCCUAAAUGAUGAAAAAAGCUUAUACGUUACUGGAAUGGUGUGGCCAUCCCCUUUGUGCACAGGCAGGUUGGGAUUCCCAAAUAUUAUUCCAACAAAUUUAUUGCAAUCUCGUCAGCACAUGGCUGAAGCUGGGCUCCUUCAGUUGCCCAAGACAAUAAUUAGACAAUAAUCAAAGUCUGGCUGGUUGUUUCACCCCAAGAUAAAAUAGAAAAUUGGAUGGUUUGGAAAAUGUGUGGCUGACUUGUUACUCACUGUAUGCAGUACUUCGUAAGACUGAUUCCACCUCAAAUCUGGUGAGAUUAGUACAAUCUUGCAAAGGUAGACAGUAUUAAAUAAAUUCAAUUUAGUUGAAUUUUUUUUCCUUUCAAUGUGCUUAUCGAUAUUUAUGAUGAAAAUCUGAUUUGGUUCAAAGUAUCAUUUUUGGAUUAUCAGGGUUGAUGCCCUUUGGUUUCCAUUGCCUUUAUUGAACACCAUGGGUGAGUCUGCCUAUACCAUUGGCUUGGAGAACAUGGGUCCAGAAAGGGUUCCACAAUUAAUAAUGGGAAAUAAGUUAUUUUGGGAAUAAUGGGAAACAAAUUGUUGACUGAACUUAAAUUGACAAUUUGUAAUGAAUUUCCAGGGACCAAAUGAAACAACAUCCAACACUCCGAGGAGCAAUGCACCACUUUAGUUUUCCUUAAUUGGUUUAUGAAAGUCAAAUGCUUUUCCCUUUUUCUCUCCCAGUGGAAGUUUAGGUUGCGUAUUUGAACCUCCUCAGGCUGAGGGCAGUCAGGCCUCUUACCUCUCCCCCAGUGAAGACGGAUGCACCCGUUGCCUUGGCAAUGGAGUUUGCUUUAGUAUCCCUGCUCCUUACAGCCAUUCCCAGCCUCCCAUAUAGAACAGAAGCAGCUCCACUCUUGCAACAGCACUCUGCCCCGAACCAGUGUGUUGCACUAUUACACUGGGUACAAGCUGAGGUCGAGUAAAAUACUCUAGAUCUUUAUACUUUGGUUAAAUUGAGAUGGUAACGAUGCAACUUUUAUUAUUUUAAUUUUGCUUUUAUUGCACAGUCAUAAGUAAGGUUCAAUAUCAAAUUCAUAAUGCCUGCAAGUAUUCCUGUAAAAGA
This is a messenger RNA of Pristis pectinata (smalltooth sawfish), 3244 nucleotides long. Its product is annotated as tumor necrosis factor ligand superfamily member 6-like. The coding region runs from base 89 to 835 and encodes 248 amino acids. The record is from RefSeq and is a predicted model, not a curated record. Gene Ontology annotation, molecular function: tumor necrosis factor receptor binding. Gene Ontology annotation, cellular component: membrane. The transcript is spliced from 4 exons. Lineage: Eukaryota; Metazoa; Chordata; Chondrichthyes; Rhinopristiformes; Pristidae. Gene Ontology annotation, biological process: positive regulation of canonical NF-kappaB signal transduction; extrinsic apoptotic signaling pathway via death domain receptors; apoptotic process.